CAGUGCCUACCUGCUGGUGUGAGAUUGUAUGACUGAGUGUGUGUGUGAGAGAGAGAGAGAGAGAGAGAGAGAGAGAGAGAGAAAAUAUAUGAAGUGUGCUGUGCUCGCCCUGUCAAUAACAUACCACCAAUGCGUUAAAUGCGAAGCGAUGGGAAUCUCGCAGUCAUGUAUCUGCGAAGAACCGUGUUAGCUUUGUUCUUGGUGACUGGAUUAAUAUCGCCGGGUGAUGCAGCUUUGAAGUGUAACUGUACUAACUGUGAAAAAAGUGGCUAUGAGUGUGAGACAGAUGGAGCCUGCAUGGCCUCCACCUCCUACAUUAAAGGCCAGGAGCAGCAUGUGCGCAUCUGUAUUCCACGUGAGAGUCUAAUUCCACCUGGUCAACCCAUCUACUGCCUGAGUGCUGAGGGAGUUCUCAACACACACUGCUGCUACACAGACUACUGUAACAGCAUCGACCUGCAGGUCCCUAAUGGAGUUCCUGAGCAUGCAAGCUGGUCAAGCCCAGCUAGUAGCUGGGGCCCAGUGGAGUUAGUAGCAGUCAUAGCAGGACCAGUCUUCGUUUUCUGCCUGUUGCUGAUCAUCGGUGUCUUCCUGUUCCAGCACCACCAGAGGAACUACAACCACAGGCAGAGGCUAGAUGUAGAAGAUCCCUCAUGUGACCAUCUUUACCUUGCCAAAGACAAAACCCUGCAAGACCUCAUAUUUGACUUGUCCACCUCUGGCUCUGGAUCUGGUCUACCUCUGUUUGUGCAGAGGACGGUGGCGAGGACCAUCGUGCUGCAGGAAAUUAUAGGAAAGGGGCGAUUCGGGGAGGUGUGGAGGGGUAAGUGGAGAGGAGGAGACGUGGCUGUGAAAAUCUUCUCUUCCAGAGAGGAACGCUCCUGGUUCCGUGAGGCUGAGAUCUACCAGACGAUCAUGCUCCGGCACGAAAACAUCUUGGGAUUCAUUGCAGCAGACAACAAAGACAAUGGCACGUGGACUCAGCUGUGGCUGGUUUCAGACUAUCAUGAAUAUGGCUCUCUGUUUGACUACCUGAACCACUACUCUGUCACCAUUGAAGGCAUGAUCAAGUUAGCUCUGUCAGCUGCUAGUGGCCUUGCCCACCUGCAUAUGGAGAUCCUUGGCACGCAGGGAAAGCCUGGCAUUGCACACAGAGACCUCAAAUCUAAAAAUAUCCUGGUAAAGAAGAAUGGCACCUGUGCUAUAGCGGACUUGGGCCUGGCCGUACGCCACGAGUCCGUCACCGAUACGAUUGACAUCGCCCCUAAUCAGAGGGUGGGCACCAAGAGAUAUAUGGCACCAGAAGUGUUGGAUGAAACCAUCAACAUGAAGCAUUUUGAUUCUUUUAAGUGUGCCGAUAUCUAUGCAUUAGGACUGGUGUACUGGGAGAUAGCAAGACGAUGCAACACUGGGGGCAUCCAUGAGGAGUACCAGCUGCCUUACUAUGACCUUGUGCCCUCUGACCCUUCCAUAGAGGAGAUGAGAAAGGUUGUGUGUGACCAGAGACUGCGGCCUAACGUGCCCAACUGGUGGCAGAGCUACGAGGCUUUGAGGGUGAUGGGGAAGAUCAUGCGCGAGUGCUGGUACUCUAACGGAGCAGCCAGACUCACGGCUCUGCGCAUUAAGAAGACACUCUCGCAGCUCAGCGUGCAGGAGGACGUUAAGAUGUGAUGCGCACACGGGUUGCUGCGCCCCUUCCCAGACACGCACACUCGGAGUGACCUGCCAGUUUCAGACAGUUUUAUAACGUUGUGACAGGGACUACCUCACCUUUUUAGCCAAAACUACUGAGCUUAAGGCCACUCCAGCUGUUCUUCAAUCCCACCAUGGGCUCCCAGUCCAGUCUGUCUGUCUGUCUUUAUCAAGUCGACGCUUCACACCUCCACUGCAUGGACUUUUUCAUUCUAAGGCAGGAUUAAUUCAUUAACUGUGAUGGGACACAGUGCUGGGAUGGGAUUUUUUUUUUUUUUUUUUUUUUAAUUGAAAAGUCUUGGCUUGUUUGAAAAUGGACUAUUGUGUACUAAAGAGCAUGGUUGUAUAUGUGGUCUUAUUUUGUGUGUCUUCUUUAUCCCUAUACAAUAUGCAGUAGUCUAAAUCAUAGCCUGUUCUCCACUGUGGUGUUGGGAUUGUGUUUCCUGAUUUUUAAUUUUUAAAUCUGCCUUUUAGUAUAAAAAAAAGCAUAAAGAAAUGGAGUCGUGAGAUAGAUGUACAGUGGCGGUUAGAUUGCAGGAUCUAGACUUAGUUACUGUACAAAAAGGCAUGUUUCUUAUAAGCAUUAAGGUUUAUGUUCAGUUGACUGUUUACCAGGGAGUGUUUUAUUUUUCAUUUUUAAAUCCCCCUUCUUUUAUAUGUAAUAUAGCUGUUCAGGACACUGUGAGAUUAGUGCUCAUUCAGGUUAUGGCCAUUAAUGAUAUUAAUAUGAUGUAUACACUAUAUAAUGCUGUGCAAACAUCCAAUUCAUGGCAAGAAAUGUAGCAGAAUUUUAUUGUUUUUCCCCCUCACAUUUCUGAGCAUGCACUAUACCCAAUUUGUCUUUUGCCGAUAGGAUUUUAUGAACUGCACUAUUGUUCCUUUGGGAAAGUGGCCGAAGCCGACCGUUCACACUACUAUAAGAAGCAUCCUGUAAAUGGUUCGUGUAAAAUAAUGCCUCGGUCUAUCUGCUUAUUUAUGAUGUAACAGUUCUAUUCUAUAACUUUCUAUGCUGUGUUUUCAUCACGUAUUUUAUCUUUUGUAAUUCAAUCGAAUGGGAAGGUACUACUGACUGCUCAGUUCCUUGCAUGAAUGAAAAUCUCGAAGCGUUUAGGUUUCGUAGUUCUGUUUAUGAACCGAGUAGCUUCAUAUGCUGGGGUCUGUCACAACGCUCUAUAUCUAAAUGCAGGAAUCGACACCCGGGCCCCAGUGUGAUUUAUAGAAUUUGUGUGUGCGUGUCUGUUUUUUUUUCUUCUUCUUUUCCUCCCCGUCAAUCCAGGCUUUUUUUCUGGGCUGUUUGAAAAGUCUAUAACAGUUGAAUGAGCACAGUGGAUGAAUACACAGUUACAUAAUGAAUCCUGUUCGUCUGGACUAGCAUAGAGUUUCCGAUUAUAGGGAGUGAGUGAAUACUUACACUAUAUAACAUUAAUAUUGUUAAGUCAGGAGGUUACUAAUUAAGCAAGCUUUUUUUGUUGCACCAAACUCAGUCUGGUAGUCAUUUCACAAAGACAAAAGUACUGUAAAGAAAGGAAAGAACUGUAAAGUCUGCUGUCAGUAAAUGUUAACUUUUUUUAAUCACUUGAUUGAACAAUCUACCUUAUCGCUUGCAUUCUCCGGGUCGGGCACUGGAAUCUUUUGACUAAUGUAAGGAAUAUGGACUUGUCACCACCUUUUUAUUUAUAACUGUGUUUUGCAGCUGUAAUUCACUUUAGAUUUUGAGACUUACUGCAUAAUCUUACAUAGCAAAUGCCUACGACAUAAGGAGGGAGGAUCACUGGAAAAAUCACACUGGUGUGUAGACUAACUGCCCUUGUUUGGUUUGUCACAAAGACUGGAUGCCUGUAAUUUAAACCAUGUGUUAAGCCCAUGUGAAAUAUAAAUUCCUUUGGGGAUUUGUUGAAAUUGUACAUAAUACAUUUUGUUUUCUUA
Messenger RNA from Tachysurus fulvidraco (yellow catfish), 3618 nucleotides. It is a transcript of the gene acvr1ba, whose product is annotated as activin A receptor type 1Ba. Gene Ontology annotation, cellular component: plasma membrane; activin receptor complex. Gene Ontology annotation, molecular function: ATP binding; activin binding; activin receptor activity, type I. The transcript is spliced from 9 exons. Gene Ontology annotation, biological process: cellular response to growth factor stimulus; activin receptor signaling pathway; protein phosphorylation. Lineage: Eukaryota; Metazoa; Chordata; Actinopteri; Siluriformes; Bagridae. The record is from RefSeq and is a predicted model, not a curated record. The coding region runs from base 139 to 1671 and encodes 510 amino acids.